Paraglomus brasilianum is the source of this 470-nucleotide messenger RNA. Lineage: Eukaryota; Fungi; Glomeromycota; Glomeromycetes; Paraglomerales; Paraglomeraceae. The record is from the annotation of a GenBank genome assembly.
AGUUAAUUUAGACGGUAUUCCAAUGCCAACGCCGAUUUGUAAUCGUACAUUCCAAAAGAUCGAAGUGCAAAAUCCGAAUAUAUCCAUCAAUGUAUGGGAAUGGAAGAACGAAACUGCAACACCAAAAGCAGUAAUCGCAAGCAAAAAUUUCUACAUUCCAGAUUCUUGUACAAUAGAGGGUUGUAUUCAUUCCAAUCCUAAUGAGUGUCAAAAGAAACGACCGCAUAUUAUCCAUCUAAUGGCGCUUAGUGAUACAACAAAGACAGAUGGUAAAUACGGAAUAAAAAACCAUUUUCUUUGGAUUAAAAACCCGGAUGCCUUAGUAUUCAAUGAUACGGCACAUCAUGGCAAAAAACAUCUCUGCAAUCGAUGUUUUCUAAGCUGGUCAUCUGAAAAAUCGUUAUUACAUCACCAAAAAUGGUGUUUUGGAUUAGGAGAAGCCCCACAAAAAGUUACAAUGCCGGAAAAAG